This is a messenger RNA of Ruditapes philippinarum (Manila clam), 450 nucleotides long. RefSeq names its product E3 SUMO-protein ligase KIAA1586-like. The record is from RefSeq and is a predicted model, not a curated record. The coding region runs from base 1 to 450 and encodes 149 amino acids. The transcript has a single exon. NCBI's taxonomy places the organism in Eukaryota, Metazoa, Mollusca, Bivalvia, Venerida, Veneridae.
AUGAAGAGUAACUUAUUGUCAAAGGUGAGAGCAGCAUCAGUCUUUGGGUUACUCACAGAUGAAGUUUCCGACGUAUCAGUUGCGGAAAAUCUUGUUACCUUCAUACAGUUUUUUUGCGAAGACACUGGCAGUGUUGAAACACACUUCUUGGCCUGUCAGAAUAUACUUACAUUUUUUGAGUCUGCAAAUUCUGAGGCAAUUUCUGCCCUGAUUAUUGAUGGACUUGUGAAACAUUGUGGUUUAAGUUUGUCUUCUGUCACAGGCCUGGCCCCCGAUGGUGCCUCAGUGAUGGUUGGGAAACGAUCUGGUGUUGCUGCAAGGUUAAAACAAGUCAAUCCUAUCCUUUUAAAUGUUCAUUGUGUUUGCCACCGCCUAGCACUGGCAUGUACAGAUAGUAACCCGUCUUUUAAAUACAUCAACAAUGUAGAAACAUUAUUACGACAAUUGUAG